AAAUAUAAGAAACCUCCGGUUCUUGUAUUUGAUAACAUAAGCUUUCUCGAUAAAACACAUCCGGAAAUUAUCGAUCUUCUUCAAGAAAAUGCUAAAGAAAGCAUUGAUUCUUCAAAGUAUGUUGUAGUAUUCGUCACUGGGAUCAGUCCCGAAAAGGAUGAGAGGGGUAAAGUAUGUAAUGAUGCGGAAGCAAAGAAGUUACAUGAAUUAAUUGGUGGACGUAUCAAGGCAUUGCAGUCUGCGGCGAUAGCUAUAGAAUGUAAAAAAUCAUUCGAAGCAGAAAUCAAUCGGGGACAAUUAUAUCGCGAGAAAGUGAAGCCACUCAGAAAAGCUUUGUUAGAGAAUGAUGAUAAAGGGCUUGAAUAUGUUAUGGUUCAAAAAAUAGUUAAAGAUGAUACCAUGUUGGAUAAACUGUUAAGUAAGGUUAUUAAUGGAGUACUCCAUUAA
This is a messenger RNA of Cetraspora pellucida, 447 nucleotides long. Lineage: Eukaryota; Fungi; Glomeromycota; Glomeromycetes; Diversisporales; Gigasporaceae. The record is from the annotation of a GenBank genome assembly.